Messenger RNA from Ceratina calcarata, 2507 nucleotides. RefSeq lists its product as uncharacterized. The record is from RefSeq and is a predicted model, not a curated record. The transcript has 2 exons. NCBI's taxonomy places the organism in Eukaryota, Metazoa, Arthropoda, Insecta, Hymenoptera, Apidae. The coding region runs from base 2070 to 2486 and encodes 138 amino acids.
CGUAGCGCCUGUUUCAAAACGACUCGACGUUCAGCACCAGACCAGUCUCACUGAGUUCAGUUGGCGUCGCGACGCCGCCGUCAGAGGUAUCCGAAAGUCGUGUACGACGCCACCCCCAAGUCUGCCCCUGACACAAGUGGAGACAAUCGCUGAAAAAGACGGACAGUGCGCGAUGAUAAAAGUGAACGUUGUGAUUACUCGCCAACAAUUUAUUUACACGUUGAUUAAAAAGAAAAUUGAUCAAGCGUACGAUUCGAUGUAACAAGCCAGGAUGAAAUUAAACAGCAUUAACAAGGGAUUCGUGACUGAAAAAGAAAUAAUUUGAAGGUGGUUUCAUUUUAAAUUGCUUUUUGACUUGAAAUGCCAUGUAAAUUGUGUUAGCUCCUGGUGCAGUAUCGAUGAGCCGUGAACUUGCCAACUUUGUUUCAAUCGCUCCCAGGAGUAGGGUUGAUCGUUUCGCAUCAAGGAUUAGCUGUCCUUGAUACAAAUGAUGCGUAUCAGGCUAACUGAGAUCAAGAGUAACGUGAUACGGUACGCGGUUCGAAUCAAAUGACGAACAAAUCUCGUGACUCCUUCGGCCAGCGAGAAACGAAGGGACGAAAUCGAUUGGAAAUUCAAGGGUGGACGAAGAGGUAUUUCUUAUCGAAGGACUUUUCUGUCAGGAGAAGAUGGAAAGAGAUGAUUGUUGUAGUUUGGUCGAUGAUAACUCGCAGGAUUAGCCGAGUGAACGUUAUCAAUAGUUAUAGUCUCCUAAAAUUAAUUAAACCGCAGAUGCUCGCAAUGAAUUGCAAAUUUCUGCUAAUUUUGGAUCGUUCCGGUGUAAUAACGGUUUAAAGAUUUAAUCAGUAACGCGGUUAAUUGAACGACGGACUUUUUAUACUCUUGUUUGAGGAGGCUGCGAACUGAACCCCGCAUCGAUUUCGGAAAACUUCCCGCACGGGGCAGAGGGAGAAAUAAGAAGAAAAGUCGCUGAUAAAGUGUCGCGUUUCAUUAUUAAGUGAAACAGAAACGCUUGUCCAGUAUUCAUUAAACGUGCGGUUUCGUUAUUGAAGAAAAGAUUUCAAUGAAAUAACUUUCCGGCUUCAUCAAAAGUGUUUCCCACAUUUCUAUGCUGUUCUUUUAUUAAAGGAUUCUCCUCGAACUCUCGUUCAACUAACUUUCUUAGUCUCUUAAGUAGUUUUCAGCAACCUGUUUAUAUCACUUGCUCAAAUAAAAAGCACAAAUGUUAUUUGAACAUCCACUGCCUAAAUUUGUCAUCAUAUACGUGGACAGUCGGUCUAUUUAUUUCUGAGAUGCACGCGGGGUCGUUGAUCCACGGCAGGUCGACCGAAUAAUUUUAGGCAUGCACGAAAUUGAAAACUACAGAAACGUGGUUCAAGAUCCGAAAGGAAGAAUACGGUCAAGAUCAAUUCUGGGCACGUGGCUUCUUUUCAAAAAUUGCUGAUCUUAUAGAUUUUCCCCUCUCUCUCUCGGCAACUUUUGAAGUACCAUUUGACUUUUUCAACCCUGGAAAUAUUGAAACUAGAAAGUGAACUUUUGCCAAAUUUUUUCCAAGGAAUGCGAUUGCUGAGAUCAAGAGAAUUUCGUUAUCUUGCUGGACUUUAUAGUCGCGACACACUCUCGAAUUAUAUUCCUUAGUAAUUUAUCAGAUGACUACGGUGCUUGUGCUUGGAUUAUCAGACAAAUUAAGAGGCGUUCCUGGUAGAAUUCGAGCAUCUUCGAAUACGCCCGGUUAUAAAUUCGCGAGGCGUGACUGAUUGCUAGACUACUCGAUCCCAGUGAUAAAUUGCGCGCAGAAAUUCGGUUGAAACCUGCCAACCGUUCUCUUCGAACAUGCAUCAUAAAUGAACGGAUGAAAUCCAUGAUACGAAAAACAAAAUAGUCUCCUAAAUAAGUAAAUAGCUUGUUCGAUCAUAUAAUCAAGUGAUAUUUAAAGUAAAACAAUGUGCUAGCCGAAAUUUAAAAAGACAAUGCGGAGUGAUGAGUGAUUUUAAAAAUCGUCAAACUUGAUACGUCGUGAUUAGAAGUAAUUCAAGUUAAAGUCUGAGGAUCGGAAAUUUUCUACGAAGAUGUCCAGUUCGCCAGGCUCGCGGAAGGGGCCACCCCCGAGGCCGAAGAUUCAAAUUCCGCUACCGGGGCAGUUUUACCCGCAACCCGGUAUGGCAUACGUGUCAACCCCGUACGGUCAGACACCCAUGACUCCUGUUUCUGGCCAGCCGCAGAUGCUUUAUUCGAAUAAGGCCAGCGAGUUCGUCUUCAGCCAGUUCAAAGGCAUUAAGGAUUUCACGAAAUCCGGGUUAAGCGUCGGCGAGAAGAGCGCUUUCUGGCUUUAUGAGAAGGUCAGUUCCUGGAGCAAACGGUGGUUCACGCACAUUUUCUUAUUUGUUGUCGUGCUUUUGUAUAGUAUCGGGGGCGCGAUGAUAUUCGUCACGAUCGAAGGGACCCACGAAGACGUCAUGCAUGGAAAUAUUCAUAAGGAGAGGUGAGUACUUAACAAAUAUCGACGA